AUGAUUACAGCGCAUGUCCAUCUCACUACAUGCAGAACCAGCUUCCUGACCAGACUGGGUCAGAGAGCAAAGAUUCAGCAAAAAUGGCAGACGGAUGUGAAGGAAAACUGCAGCUGGUCCAUAGACACAUCCGAGCUUUCCCAGACUUUCCAAAGAAAGGGAUCCUGUUCAGAGAUAUUUGUCCCAUCCUGAAGAGUCCAGCUGCUCUUACAGCAGUCAUUGACCUGUUUGAAGAACGUGUGAGGAGCCAUCACCAGCAAGUGGAUCUGAUCGUAGGUUUGGAUGCACGUGGUUUCCUGUUUGGGCCUCUGCUUGCCCAGAGGCUGGGUGUCGGCUUUGUUCUGGUCAGGAAGAAAGGAAAGCUGCCUGGACCUACUAUCUGUGUGCAGUAUGAUUUGGAGUAUGGCACGGCAGAAGCAGAGAUCCAGGAGGAUGCAGUGGCUCCUGGGCAGAAGGUUCUGAUUAUUGAUGAUCUUUUAGCUACAGGAGGGACGCUGUAUGCAGCUUGUGAGCUAAUGAAGAAGCAGCAGGCUCAGAUUCAGGGCUGCAUGGUGAUCAUUGAACUCAAAGACCUGAAUGGAGCUGAUCGUCUGAAACCACACAGCGUGUUCUCCCUCCUUCAGUACUGAGGACCACUGCAGCCUCAGCCUGGUUUACAAGGACCCGGUACAUCUCCUGAUAAUUACUGGCAGGAAGACAAGUAAGCCUCCAGGAACAAAUCAAAGUAUCAGUAUAGCAGGACACAUAAGUGGAACUAGUAAUCCGUAAAGUCUGUACAUUUCAGUUUUUAUAACUAUUCCCAAUUCCUCUUUUUCUUUUGGACCAAAUCCUUCUUUGUUCAUGUGAGAUUUUAUUCCGUUCAAGAUGCUGUAUCUUCUUUCUUCUUCUUGUCACACGUCUCUGCUGUUGCCUCUGCCUGACAUGUGUCAAGUACCAGAAGAAAACCGUUUUUUAAUCUAUAGGAUAUAAAAGAAGAUGUUUGAAAAUGACUUGAUUUCAGGCCUAACCCAUGCUUACCAUGUAAUGUCACCAAAUAAAUUCUGUAUUAUUUGAGCCCUGGUUCAUUUAAUUUUUUUAAAUAAAUCUGUAUUUUGGAGAUGUUUCUCAUAUCAAA
Girardinichthys multiradiatus is the source of this 1114-nucleotide messenger RNA. It is a transcript of the gene aprt, whose product is annotated as adenine phosphoribosyltransferase. The transcript has 5 exons. The record is from RefSeq and is a predicted model, not a curated record. Gene Ontology annotation, molecular function: adenine binding; adenine phosphoribosyltransferase activity; AMP binding. NCBI's taxonomy places the organism in Eukaryota, Metazoa, Chordata, Actinopteri, Cyprinodontiformes, Goodeidae. Gene Ontology annotation, cellular component: cytoplasm. The coding region runs from base 30 to 629 and encodes 199 amino acids. Gene Ontology annotation, biological process: AMP salvage; adenine salvage.